Messenger RNA from Nilaparvata lugens (brown planthopper), 1406 nucleotides. Its product is annotated as putative transferase CAF17 homolog, mitochondrial. Lineage: Eukaryota; Metazoa; Arthropoda; Insecta; Hemiptera; Delphacidae. The transcript is spliced from 2 exons. Gene Ontology annotation, cellular component: mitochondrial matrix. Gene Ontology annotation, molecular function: protein binding. Bases 236 to 913 code for a protein of 225 amino acids. The record is from RefSeq and is a predicted model, not a curated record.
CAAAUUUUAGGUUAGGUUGUCCGACAAUCCGACUUUGAUUGAGGUUAGAAGUAAAAGUGUUUGAAAUGAUAAAUUACAUAAUAAAAAAUGAAUUAUAAUUACAUUAUCUCAGUACUGUGUUUAUUAAAAUUAUAAAACUAUUUUUUUGCUGAAUUUGUUGAUGAUCUAGUUUUAGGACAAUCAAUCGGUGCUUGAAUAAGAUACCAGUAGCCUAGAGCUUCGUCUUGGAUUGGAAAUGAUCGCCAUCACAAGAAGACUCUUCACUCAGGACAGAAUCUAUCGCACGUUACAUCAGCUGACCAGUGUUUCAGUGUGCAAUUCGCAUACUUACUGCGUUGAACAACUUGGUGAAAGAGCAAUCCUCGAAGUAACAGGAACCGACGCCUCCUCAUUCCUCCAAGGUCUCAUCACAAACGAUAUCCGCCAUUUGGACGAUGGCUCAAAAAGUAUGUUCACUAUGUUCUUGAAUUCGAAAGGCUGUGUUCUCUAUGACUCAAUCAUUCACAAGGUACUCGACAAAUUCUAUGUAGAAUGCGAUGUUAGCGGUGCUGCAUCCCUUGAAAAACAUUUGAAAAUGUUUAAAGUGAGGAGGAAGGUUGAUGUAAAAGUAGCAGACUCACUAAGGGUGUGGUCAGUGUUUGAUCCGAAACUCCUCCACGAAUUAAAUCUGAAAGAUGUUGGAUCGAAAGUAGGGAAAGAUAUUACCCAAGAAACAGUAGUUCCUUGUCAGGGAGUCAAUGACGAUCAAGGGUUAGAAUUAGAUAAUGAAUUAGCUAACGAUCUAACUAAUAAUUGUUUGACCAUGAGUAAUGACCCUAGGCUACUAAGUCUCGGGCUACGUGUGAUUGCUAGCACCGACGUCAAUGUGACUGAUAUAAUCAAAGAUUACAAUAAUUAUUUCCCCCAUCAUUAACAUAUGUUUCCAAACAACUUGUUCAUGAGUUAUAAAUAUGUUCCCGAAUGUACAACCUGUUCAUGAGUUUAAGAAAGUCCUCAGUGAUCAGGACUAGAAAGGUAUUGAAACAUAUCAAAGAAAGAUGAAACAAGAAUUCAAUACCUUACAAAAAUCAACAAAAUUUGAAUGGUCUCCGAAAUUGAUAUUAUAUUUGCUUGCCAUCAAAUGUUAGUCUAGAGUUCAUUAAUUCAAAAUUCACUUCUCCAAAAUGUCUCAUUUAGAAGCAAAUAUCGUUGAAAUGAAUCACCUUAAUACUUGCACAUUUUUCAUAAAUACUCCUGUCAUUUUUCUAGUCAGAUCAUCAACUCACAUGUCACAAACCAUUAUUUUAGUUGAUAUAAUUUAACAAUUAGCUAUUGUUCUUUCAGAACGGGACUUCUUGAAUUUUCAAAGAGGUUCUAGAUUUUUACAAAAAUAAUUGUUCUUUUAUUAAUAAAUCAGUUGAUCGUUA